Messenger RNA from Miscanthus lutarioriparius, 2679 nucleotides. The record is from the annotation of a GenBank genome assembly. NCBI's taxonomy places the organism in Eukaryota, Viridiplantae, Streptophyta, Magnoliopsida, Poales, Poaceae.
AUGGGGGCGGCGGCGGCGAAACCGGCACCGAGAGCGGACGGCGUGCGGAGGCACAAGGUACUCGUGCCCUGGCGUUUCCAGCCCGGCUUCGUCAGGCAGCCGCUCAAGCACGCCGCCUCCGCCAAUGACGCAGCGCUCAACGGCGGUGGCGGUAAUACCGCCGGCGUCCCUGAUGCCAAAAAUUGCGGAUCGGAUGGGGCGCCGAGCGCCGGCGGUGAAACCAACGGUUUCCGCGACGCAAAAAUUUUCGGAUCAGGUGUGGCGCCGAGCAGCGGCAAGAGCGGGGGAGUUGUUGGAGGAGAGGAGCAAUCGGAGAGAUGCACUCGAGGUCAGAGUUUGAAGAGCCCUGAUGUGGACAAUGGUGGUCGCCCUGGACCCGGAAAUGCAUGCAAUCCGGGCAAGUCUGUAAGGGGUGGCUGGGUGAAGAGCUCUCCAUUGGAAGGUGCAGGAAAUAGCAGGGGUGCCAAUGAUGGCGGCGAGGCUGCCGCUGGAGAGGACUGCAAUCUGGGGAGCUCUAACUGUGAUGGUAGUUCGAAGGAUGCUCGCACCCUGGAUUUCAGGGGUGCUGGCAAUGGAGCAGCUUGCGACCCUGAGGUGAUUGAGAUCAAUGUAGGAGCAGAGAAGUGCUCUGCCAAGGGUUUGAAGAAGCCGUUUGUGGAUCAGACCGGGUCAAAGAGCAAUGGUUCUGCUUCAGGACUCAGGUCAGAGGACCCUGAUGGAAAUGUUGGCUUGGGAGAUUCCUCUUAUCAUGCCGCAAAGGGGUGUAGCAUGGGAGAUGGGGCAGCCAAGGAGAAUGACGCAACAGCCAAAGGUUGCAGCUCGGCGACUCCUGGCAGCAAUGGUAAUGGAACGUACUGCCGCAAGGGACGGAAAGCAGUUGUACCAUGGAGAUUCCAGGCUGGGUACAAGCGAUCAUUCUCUGAUGCUUUUGGCUCCAAUAAUGGAUCUCCUGAUAGUCCAGCAUACAGGUUUGACGGCAGUUCAACACAGUGCGCUCCAGCAACUAGAAGCUCUGUGCGGUGUUAUGCAAGUGCUCAUUCUGGUGUUAGAGUUUCUGCUAUGUAUAACUUCUCAAUGAAAGGUGAAAAUGGGACUGGUACUGAAUGUAAGAAGAGGAAAACUGAUAACGAUUAUCAGGAUGAAGUGAUGCUAAAUAAUGGAGGUCCAAUCAUUAGAGAGCGCAUCAUGCGGUCUCUACAGGAUCUCCGGUUAAUUUAUCGGGAGCUUUUAGAUGAAGAAGAGGAUAAUUCGAGGGAAGAAGUGCUUAACAUGCGGGCAGAUCUACGGGCUUACAAAAUUUUCAGGGAGCGGUUCUCCACAGAGUUUGAUGAUGAGAAAUAUAUUGGCAGUGUGCCUGGAAUCUAUCCUGGUGAUAUCUUUCAUCUGAGGGUUGAGCUUUGUGUUGUUGGUCUCCAUCACCCACACAGGGUAGGUAUUGAUUGUACCAAGAAGGAUGAUGGUACUACUGUGGCUGUUAGUAUUGUGUCAUGUGCACAAUCUUCUGACAUCAAGUAUAAUCUGGAUGUCUUGGUAUAUGCUGGACCAGUGGCAGUUACAGUCAAUCAGAGGAUAGAGGGUACCAACUUGGCUCUUAAAAAGAGCAUGGACACUAAUACACCAGUCCGUGUUAUCCAUGGGUUCACCACUCAAAAUGGAAAAAAGAAAUUUCCUACUUAUAUAUAUGGUGGUUUAUACCUUGUUGAGAAGUACUGGAGGGAGAAAGAGCAUGGAGACCGUUAUGUGUAUAUGUUCCAACUGAGAAGAAUGAAAGGGCAAAAACACAUUGACAUCCAAGAAAUUCUGCAAACAGGGAACUCUGGAUCAAACGACAAUGUUAUCAUCAAAGAUCUAUCACGUGGAUUGGAGAGAGUUCCAGUACCUGUUGUUAACAAAAUAUCCGAUGAGUGCCCAAUGCCCUAUCGCUACACUUCAAGCCUUCAAUAUCCCCGUAACUAUUGUCCAACUCCUCCAGUAGGUUGUGGUUGUGUAGGUGGGUGCUCAGACUCAAAAAAGUGUGCAUGUGCAGUGAAAAAUGGUGGAGAAAUCCCUUUCAAUGAUAAAGGCCGCAUUGUAGAAGCAAAGCCUCUCGUUUAUGAGUGUGGGCCUUCUUGCAAGUGCCCUCCUACAUGUCACAACAGAGUUGGCCAACAUGGGCUCAAGUUUCGGCUGCAAAUCUUCAAAACAAAAUCAAUGGGUUGGGGUGUGAGAACUCUUGACUUCAUACCAUCUGGAAGCUUUGUGUGUGAAUAUAUAGGAGAAGUGUUGGAGGAUGAAGAAGCACAAAAAAGGACAAAUGAUGAGUAUUUAUUUGCUAUUGGGCACAAUUAUUAUGAUGAGUCACUUUGGGAGGGCCUAUCAAGAUCUAUACCGUCACUUCAGAAGGGUCCGGGCAAAGACGAUGAAACUGGAUUUGCUGUUGAUGCUUCAGAAAUGGGGAACUUUGCAAAAUUUAUCAAUCAUAGUUGCACCCCAAACAUAUAUGCACAAAACGUCCUUUAUGAUCAUGAAGAUAUCAGUGUCCCUCAUAUCAUGUUCUUUGCUUGCGAUGAUAUUCGACCCAACCAAGAACUAUUAUACCACUACAAUUACAAAAUAGAUCAGGUUCAUGAUGCCAAUGGGAACAUCAAGAAGAAGAAAUGCCUCUGUGGCUCGGUUGAGUGUGAUGGCUGGCUGUAUUAA